This is a messenger RNA of Telopea speciosissima, 721 nucleotides long. Its product is annotated as U6 snRNA-associated Sm-like protein LSm6. Gene Ontology annotation, molecular function: RNA binding. The transcript is spliced from 2 exons. The record is from RefSeq and is a predicted model, not a curated record. The coding region runs from base 155 to 439 and encodes 94 amino acids. Lineage: Eukaryota; Viridiplantae; Streptophyta; Magnoliopsida; Proteales; Proteaceae. Gene Ontology annotation, cellular component: U6 snRNP; nucleolus; U4/U6 x U5 tri-snRNP complex. Gene Ontology annotation, biological process: maturation of SSU-rRNA; mRNA splicing, via spliceosome.
UCUCCAAAGAACGAUCGGACAGCUCAGAAGAAGACGACCAGACUAGGGAAGGGAAGGCUUUCUGCUUCAUACUAUUACAGAUCGCCGAACGUUGAUCUCCGAAUCCGACUACUUGAAGAUAAGCGUUGGAGAGAGUAAACCGUAAGCGUAAGAGAUGAGCGGAGGAGUGGGUGGAGAAAAGGGUUCGAUGACCUCGACGAAGACCCCGGCGGAUUUCCUCAAAUCGAUCCGCGGUAGACCUGUCGUUGUGAAGCUUAACUCCGGUGUCGAUUACAGAGGUAUCCUAGCCUGCCUUGAUGGAUACAUGAACAUAGCAAUGGAGCAAACCGAAGAGUACGUCAACGGCCAGCUGAAGAACAAGUAUGGAGAUGCUUUCAUUCGAGGAAACAACGUUCUCUACAUCAGUACUUCUAAGAGGACACUUCCGGAUGGGACGUAGCCUCCAGGAGAAAGUAGGGACUAAUGAUAGCAAUAACUCCUCCAACAAUGCUAAACAAGACCAAGGAAAAUCCUUUAAGCCUCUGAUUCUCUGUGUCCUUGUGUGAUGUUUUUGGCUUUGGAUGCUUGAUGGACGAGUGCCAUUGGUAUGCAAUGUUUCUUUUAAAUAUAGAUAGAAGAACAUAAACCUUGAUUUACCUACAAAUAUAUGGUCCUUCACCAAGGACAAAGUAUACUAGAAAUGCCACUAAUACUGCUGAAAGGGGGUUAAACAUUGUGACAA